AUGGACAUAUAUACUUUAACACACCCAAAACGGUCUCUUACUAUUGCUCAUAAUCCGUACGAACAAGAGUCACAUUAUAUAAUAGAUCCAUAUUCACGACAAGUUACCUCAGGAAGAGGAUAUAUACAUGGAAAAAACAAUUUUUUACAUCCUUCUGAAGAAGCCGCAAUUUUGUUUUGUGGACGAGCAACUGGACCUCCAUUGCAGACUCACUGGAAGCCUGACCCAGAAGCUACAAAGUGUGUAAUGACUUGUUGUUACCGCGAGUUCGGUUUAUUCGAAAGAAGACAUCACUGUAGAAGAUGUGGUGACAUAUUUUGUGGAGCUCAUUGUUCUCACUAUAUUCGACUCGAUCAAAACGCCAACUUUAAUUUGGUAGGAUUCGCUUCACGGGUUUGCGAUAAUUGUUUUGAUGAUUAUACUCGAUUGUUAUACCGAUGCAAACAUCCACCUAAACCUUCUCGUUACUCGGGAUGUUCAGAAGAGGAGGAAGAUGAUUACAGAGAGUAUCGAGAUAGGGGUUAUCAAACAAUGAGUGGUAGCAGCGAUGAUGAAUGUAACAAUACAAAUACAAAAUAUGUAACACGUGAAGAAAAUCUUCUUAGAGAAGAUCUUAACAGUAUUAAACCAUAUUAUCGAAGACAAUUAG
Molecule: messenger RNA, 649 nt
Organism: Diversispora eburnea
Lineage: Eukaryota; Fungi; Glomeromycota; Glomeromycetes; Diversisporales; Diversisporaceae
Source: the annotation of a GenBank genome assembly